AUGCAAGCAACAAAGAGAAAGAGACAUGUGACUGAAGACUCAGAUGAAGAAGGUAAUUUUUGUUGUUAGAAAAUAGGUUCACUAAUAGUUAAGAGUGGAAAUGUGAUCUCUGUACAAUGAGUAAUAAGGCUGAAAAAGAAGACCAACUCUAAGGGUACCUUCUUUUUUGGGGUUCUGGUGGGGAUGGGGGGGGGUGUAAGAACUGGGAAGACCCUGGGAGGGGGAGAGAGACAACUUUUGUUUGGUUAAUACAUGCAAGGCUGGGGGGUGGUUUACUUGUAACUGCCUUUCAACAUGGGCUCUUUUUAGCAAAACCACUAGCACAACUCAUUCUUGGUAUAAUAUUAUUAUUAUUAUCAUCUCAUUUUUAGUAAUUAUUUUAUUCCUCCACUGAUCAGAAUCCAAGAUAUUCAAAUCUUCUGAGGAUACAACUGGCAGAUCAGAGGGCAGUGAUGGUAACACUCACCAGAUUACCACUGGUUUCACAGCUAGUUCAAAGAAUCCUACAAGCAAAACAAAGAACCAAAGAACCACAUCUAAAAAAAAGAGAAAAAAGAAAAGAAAGAGAGAAAGAAAGGAAAGGACUCUAAAAGAGUGCAUUAGGGACCCUCCUGAGCUUAAAAACGUUCUCCCAUCUUUGGCUGAGAUUAAGGCAGUAACCAGACCUUCAAAACAUGCUGAUCUCCCUGUUGAUGUUUUGUUACUGACAGUGAAGGAUUGUGAGUUUUUAGCUUGUUACAGUGAGCUAAAAAAUCCUUAUAGAUGUUAUUUUGAUGAUCUUGGUUAUGUGUACUUUUCUGAUGUGAGUGAAAGUCAAGAGGAAGUUAAAGUUGCAUUGUUAAGAUGUUACAAAAGUGGUCCUGGUGGUUCUCUCGUCUCUUUAAAGAAUGCUGCCACUGUGCUAAGACCUAAAGCAGUUAUAUCUGUUGGCGCAUGUAGUGGUCUUGACCCUGAGAAAUCCAAGUUAGGAGAUGUUGUUGUUUCUGCCAAAUUAGCAACAUAUGCAUCCAAAGUGGUGAUCAAUAAUCAAGAACAGUCAACUGGCAUGAGGAGUUAUGUAAGCAAACACUUCCUGGGUGUCAUUAAGAAUUGUGCUGAUGGCUGGCAAGCACCUUUGAAGAACCUGGCUGAUGCUCAACAAGUUCAAGUUCAUACUGCUGCUGAGUUUCUGAGUGGACCAGAACAAGUCAUUUCGGAACGGCGACGUGAUCAACUUGCUGAAACCAAUCCUCAGGCAAUAGCAAUGGAAAAUGAAGGAGAAGGUGAGUUGCCUAAUUUUUUGAAGCCAGUCUUUAUAAGAAGGUGCACACAGCCAGGUCAAGCUUUCCUUGAGGUGGAAAGAGACACAGUAGCAUGCAUCAUACUUGUACUAGGAAAGCAAAAAUUUUGUUUCCUUUAAAGCAUCAUAAGGUCGGGAGUUUGGCACUUAAAAUCAUGUCUGUCAGUUUCAUUGGGAAAUCCUCUGGUUUUUGCUAGAGAAAUAAUUGUCAUAUUGCCUAAAACAUUAUGCGGCUAAAUCAAGUUUAGGCUAAGUUUAACUCUAGACAUUGUUGGCCAGUUAAGUUGGUCUUUCAAAUGAGAGGGCUCUCCAGGGACCCUGGGGAAUUCACAGCUUCUCUGUUGAGGUCAUACCAUUACAUUCACGUAGCUUAUUAACGUUGCUUGUACUCGUCAAUUGUUUUGCUCCUUACCCUGCCUUCCCUUUGGUAAGUACAGUGGAACUCUGUUAAUACUGUCACUAAUGGGUCAAAACAAUUUGGCAACGUCAACAGGGUGGCUGUAUUACAAGGGCAGGGUCAAACUUCAUGACUUGAGGACUGUACAACUCUGUUCUCUUAAAUAAAUAACAGGAAUGUAGAUAUCAUGUACCGUAGUUUUAAAAACUACUUGAAACUCUGUCAGGACAUAAAACAGUUUUCAAGAAUAGGCUAUUAGACCACCACAAAGUACAUUGUAAGUGACCCAUAGUUUAAAAACAGUAGAAAAACAAGCUCAGGUUAAUUACUAGGUCAAUGAAAUGGACAUGCCACAGGCAUUUCAGUUUUCAAAAUUUCUGACAAGUGAAGUUUUAGUGGGGUGAAAUAUUUUAUUGUAAAAGAUACUACUGUUUGGUAUUUUAAAAUAUGGCCAUUGGCCACAUCAAUGGGUGACUGUGUUAACAAGGUUUUUUCAUUAUAAAAUGUAUGGCCAUUUUGCCAGGCCAAAAAUAACAAGGUGACGGUAUUACUAGGGUGGCCAUAAGGCGGGGUUCCACUUAAUACAAGCUCCACUGGUUAGCUGUGAGAUGCUGCCUGAAUUAUUGCCACUCGAAGGGUUGUCAUGGUUAUGAGCAGCUGCACUCGACUGCAGUUUCCUGGCUCUACAAGCCUUGCAAGCACUUCCACCCACACUCAUCUUUGUUGAUAAAUUUAAAUUACAGUACAAUGAAACUUAUACAAAAAUGGCUGCCAGCAUCUCCCACUGUCUGGUCAAGUUUCUUAUUUUGCUGAUGAAGACACUUAAAUGAAACAGGACUUUUCCCAAACCUCAUGUACUGUUUGUUCUGUUGUUUAACAGGAGUAUUUACAGCAGCAUUUGAUUGUCAAAUUGAGUGGUUAAUUGUGAAAGGAAUAGCUGACUAUGCAGAUGGUUCUCAGUUAACUUCAGAGAGUUGGUCUUCCUGUGCCAGUGUGAUGGCAGCAUCUCUUGUUGCACACAUGUUGAAUGAACCCUGUGUUUUCCGUUCAUGGCCUCAUUAUCAAGGUAAUCAUGCUAUCAUAAAGUGCUGCCACAUCUUGGCAUCUGAUUUAUUGUAUCCACUGUUGCGUUGGUUCCAUAGUACGGUCACAGAUAACCUACAUGGUACAUGCUCUGGGAUGCAUGCCAUCCCAAAUUCAGCUGUCAAACACUCACCACUUGUUCAAAUUGUUUAAGUUGAGAUUCAAGUACUAUAGUGAAUGUGAUGCAUUUCUGUAAAAUAACAAGAAGCAUUAGAAGUGUGCAUCUUAUUAUUUAGGGACCAGUACGAUUUGAGAUAAUUUGCAAUAUUUAGAAGCUAUCAUGAUAGUCCACAUUAUACCCGUAAAUCCUGUAUUAAGCCCCCCUCUUCUCAAAUAACCCCCUCCCUCUUAUAAUCCCCCCUUCCCUCCCCUAAUUAUUCUUUACUAAUAAUUGAUAGACUGUAUUAAUCAAUCACGACUGUGAAACUUCGUGUGGAAUGAUCCAGGAUGGUUUCAUACCAACUGGAAGUUUGGAUUUGAUUCUGAUCCUCCGUGCAUGACCUUAAACCUUCUUGUACUUGAGUUUUUCCACUUAGUUUUGUAGUUCUCUAUGGAGAGCUGAUACCAUCGUCUUUUCUAAAUUAAUUAAUUCCCCCAAAUCUCAAAUAAGGAGGAUUUACGGUAAUGAUAUUUUCACAUUUGACAUGCAUAUUUCAGACAGUGGUGAAAAUAUUAUUAUUAUUAUCGUUUUAUUCGUCGUCGGUGAAUUAAUAAAAUAUCAAUUUUGUUAUCAAACUAAUGAGUGUUUUUUCUUCAGGACCGCAACCACAAGAGUUAAUCACCGAAACCUCAGUCGCUCCUUUCAUCGAACGUAUGAAGAAACAUGUCCGAGAUGUCACUGACAAACCUUACAGAGACCUCAAAUCACCUUUUCAUAAUCCAGGCGAAGGACCUAGAAGAGAUCUAAAACUUGACGAAAUCUUCACCAAUUUGAUUGUUUAUGAAGGGAGAGCGAAGUAUGACUUUUCAGGAGACAGAGUGAAACAGCUAAACGAGUACCACAAAGCCAAUGAAAGUUUACGACCAACACUGCCAGGAGAUAUUUUUAAUGCUAAAGAGCAGAAGAUUCUUGUUGUCGGUCGUCCUGGAAUUGGAAAAACCAUGUUUAGCACAAAGAUUCUUCGCAACUGGGCGUCCGAUAACCUUUUCAACGAAACACAAAAAUCGCAAGUCGAUUUUAAAGUUGCCUUUCUCGUUAAGCUGAGAAUGUUUAACUCUAGAAACCAAGAACUAAAUCUUCGCGAGAUUCUGGAUCACUCAGAGUAUUCAACCGCUCUUUCCGAAGAGCUCUGGAACUACAUCCGCCAUAACCCAGAGCGAGUACUGUUGAUUUUUGAUGGAUUUGACGAAUAUACUGGUAGGACUAAAAUAAAUGAAGAUGACAUUCCGUACAGAAACAGUGAAGAGGAAAGGAUGCCUGUUUAUUUCCUUAUGAAGAAAAUAGUACAGGGAAAAAUUCUUACCGGUGCGACAAUCCUAACGACUACAAGACCCAAUGCCGUGAGAUUUAUCACAAGUCUUGACUUCGACAAAAUAGUUGAAAUUCUGGGAUUCUCAACUGAGCAAGUGAAUGAUUAUGUAGAGAAGUUUACAAAGGAGGAGGACAAAGCGGAAACCAUAAAGCAACACAUCACCAGUAACUUAAACCUUGUAGCCUUCUGCUACGUUCCUGUUAAUUGCUUUAUCAUUUGUAGUUGCUUGUUAGAGUUGUUUGGUAACACUGGCUUUACCAGCCUCCCGACGAGACUGACAGAAAUAUACUCAAUUGCAGUAAGGAUGUUUUACUUUAGCUACGAUGAUGAUCAAUAUCGCCACAAUAAAACUGAAGGUCAACAGUAUUUUCUUAAGCCGUUUAAGGAACUGCCUUCCUCUGUGCAAAAUGUGUUCACACGACUGGGAAAAAUUGCUUUUGAUGGUAUUAAGAAAGGAAGACUAAUUUUUGAAUCACACGAAGUUAACGAUCUAGAGAGUAAUGGCCUGUUUCACCGUUUACCUGAUUUUAGAGACCGUCCUUUAGCAGAGGGAAGAGCGCAAUAUUGCUUUUUACACCUGACCAUGCAGGAGUUCUUGGCGGCCAAGUAUUUGGUAGACACGUUGAGUUCCGAACAACUGCGGGAUUUUGUUGCCGCUCACAUCCAGGAAGGCGCAUGGAAGGUUGUGAUGCAGUUUGUGGCUGGACUGCUGCCUGAAAAAGAAGGACAGUCAACAGAUAUUUUCAGCGAUCUUCUUCCCUCAAAAACGUUUACCCAACGAAUUGAAAUCGAGAUGGAUAAAGAUUCAGAGGAACGAAGUGAAACACUGAUCUGUUGGCCAGCUUAUGAAGACAAGGCUUUAGUGGUGACGCUAUUCAAUUGCAUGUAUGAGAACAAUGCCUCUGAUCGAGAAGUUCAAAAGAAACUGGCGAAAAUUGGUUGUAAUGCGCUUCAUUUUAGUAGGUGUAACCUGUCACCUCUCGACUGUUUAGCAUAA
Messenger RNA from Porites lobata, 5228 nucleotides. The record is from the annotation of a GenBank genome assembly. Lineage: Eukaryota; Metazoa; Cnidaria; Anthozoa; Scleractinia; Poritidae.